GUGGCUUGCAGUCCCUGUUACCUAAACAUAAGUAUUCAAUCCAUUACAGACAAUACACAAUACAGUCUUUAAGGGUCUUUGCCUCAGGUUGCUAAACUCCGCAUCGACCUUUACUUUUUCUCCGUCAUUCCACCCUUUUUACUUUCUCCUUUUCCUUAUACUCCAUACCUUCUUUUGUAUUGUAUCUCUUAUCCUUUUCUUUCCUUUUAUAUAUAUACAAAUAUAUAUAUAUAUAUAUAUACACAUAGGUACAUAACCAGAUCUUUCAUUCUCUAAACCGGCAUCAUGCGGGUGAUGAUCCGGAUACUACCGCUGUUGGCGGCAGGCGGCAUUCUACCCACCUGGGCUGCAGGUGAUUCCUCAAGUUCGACCGACACGUCCACUGGCACGGGGAAGGGCAUGUUCACGCUGGAAGGAACCAUCACCGCUAAAGUCAGUGAUGCCGCAACCCCGACCGGCACCUAUCAAUCUAUCACCUCAACCGUCACCCUAGGCAGCGGCCAUGGCACCGUCGUCGGCUCUCACACCCUCACCGGCUCCGACGCAACAGUGACGACGGCGUCGAAUAGCACCAAUACGAAUACCUCCACCUCCAAUUCUGUCACGGUGCUGGGCGGCACCCAGACCCUCAACGGCACCGCCAAUGCCACCAUGACGGCCUCGGCCUCGGCUUCGUCAUCCCCGGUGAUCAACACCCAACCCUGCAACGGCUACCCCGAGUUCUGUGCACGGAACUAUUCUAACAUCACUGUGGUUGCUGCUCACAACAGUCCCUUUGUGAAACCGGGCAGUGUUGCCGCCAAUCAGGCUUUGGACGUCGAGGACCAGUUGAACGAUGGAAUUCGAAUGUUACAAUUCCAGACCCAUCUGGUCAAUAACACCAUGUACCUGUGCCACAGCAGCUGCGAGCUGCUCAAUGUCGGGACCCUCGAGGCCUAUCUGACCACAGUGACUAAGUGGAUGAAAGCCCAUCCGUACGACGUCGUCACCAUUUUGAUGGGCAACUCGGACUACGUCGAUCCCGGCAAUUUCACUGGACCUAUCCAGAGUUCCGGUCUGAUGGAUUUGGUGUAUACCCCUACGAAGAUUCCCAUGGCCUUGGACGACUGGCCGACGCUGUCCAGCAUGAUCAUGUCCGGCAAGCGUGCGGUCAUGUUCCUGGACUAUCAGGCCAACCAGACGGCGUACCCAUGGCUCAUGGACGAAUUUUCCCAGAUGUGGGAGACGCCCUUCUCACCGACGGACCGGGACUUUCCUUGCGACGUCCAGCGUCCUCCGGAUCUGGCAGCGCCGGACGCCAAGAACCGGUUGUAUAUGGCUAACCACAACCUCAACCUCCAGAUGGAUGUGCUGAAUCUUGACCUGCUUAUCCCGAACACGGCGCUCUUGAACGAGACGAACAACGUGACCGGAUAUGGCAGUCUCGGUCUGAUGGCAAGCAACUGCAGCAAAAUCUGGAAUCGUCCCCCGAACUUCCUCCUAGUCGACUACUACAACUAUGGCCCAGUCAACGGCACGGUCUUUGAGGUUGCGGCGCAGAUGAACAAUGUGACGUACAACGGAAAGUGCUGCGGCGUGGCCAGCGCCGGCAUGAGCUUGACACCUCAGAGCGUCAUGGCCACCGCUCUCAUGAUCGGUGGCAUCCAAUUCCUCGUCUCUCUGUUUUGAAUCACUUGAUAUAUAUAUUUAUAGUUUGUAUAGAAGAUUUGGCUGGGAGUUACGAGAUACGACAGCCCUGUUUACUACAUAUUUAACGAGAAACGACCUACAGUAGCGCAUAUCGGAAAGAACAAUAUAAAAUUUUCAAUCCAA
Molecule: messenger RNA, 1812 nt
Organism: Aspergillus caelatus
Lineage: Eukaryota; Fungi; Ascomycota; Eurotiomycetes; Eurotiales; Aspergillaceae
Product: PI-PLC domain-containing protein
Exons: 3
Coding region: 286-1668 (460 amino acids)
Biological process (GO): lipid metabolic process
Molecular function (GO): phosphoric diester hydrolase activity
Source: RefSeq, a predicted model, not a curated record